This is a messenger RNA of Meloidogyne enterolobii, 1489 nucleotides long. Lineage: Eukaryota; Metazoa; Nematoda; Chromadorea; Rhabditida; Meloidogynidae. The record is from the annotation of a GenBank genome assembly.
UUUUGUGUUCAUUGUUUUUUCUUAUCAGGAAAAGUCGGUGCAAAUUUGCAACAAACAAUAUCUUUUUAUUUAAAGUCCUAAUUUUAAUUUUUAGACAUCACAAUUCAAUGUCAACAAUUACAACAGCAUCUCGAGCUAAAACUGAAAUAUCAUCUCGUAAUAUUGACUAUGUUGGUUUUGCCAAUUUUCCUAACCAGGUGUUUAGAAGAUGCAUAAAAAAUGGAUUUGAGUUCUCUCUGAUGGUUGUUGGUCAGUCUGGGUUGGGUAAAUCAACUUUUUUGAAUACACUUUUCAUGGCUGAACUUCACGAUCUGAAAAACGACAAAUCUUUAGAGAUCAAAUCAACAGUGAGUAUUGAGAGCAAAACUUUCAGACUUGCCGAGAAUGAUGUUCGAUUGAAGGUAUUUUUAUUUAAGAUGCCGGAAUUUAUUUUCCGAUUUUCAAGAUUACUGUUGUGGACACACCUGGAUUUGGAGACUUUUUGGGAGCCUAUAGUUAAAUACAUUGAUGACCGUUUUGCUGAUUAUUUGGCAGAAGAGACUAAAAUUGACCGAUCUUCCAAGAUUGAAGAUAAACGAGUUCAUCUGUGUAUUUACUUUAUUCCACCUACUGGACAUGGCCUCAAGCAAUUAGAUAUAGCUUUUAUGCAAGCUCUUCAAGAUCGUGUUAAUAUAAUUCCAGUUAUUGCCAAAGCAGACACACUUACUCCUACUGAACUUGGACGUUUUAAACAACAUGUAUUUCUAUAUAUUUCUAUACAACUUUUUAAACGUAUUUAUUUUUUGAAGAUAAUGGAAGACAUGAAUAAGAACAAUAUUUCACUUUACAAGUUACCAGACUUUGAUUGUGAGCAACAGCAAUCGAUUGUUAAUGGUUGCAGUGUUUUACCAACAAAUGGUAAAUCUCAAUCACAUCAAAAUACUACCAAAAUUGAAUCAUCUAAACGAUUUCCAUUUGCAAUUAUCGGAUCUACACACGUCAAAGAAGUUUUGGUUGGUGGUGAACAUCGAGCUACUAAGCAAAGAGUUCGAGUUCGUGAAUACCCUUGGGGUAUAGUAGAAGUGGACAAUUUGGGACAUAAUGACUUUGUUGCUCUUCGUGAUAUGAUUAUUCGAAAUAAUUUGAUUGAUCUUAUCGAGGUAACUAAAUGUUUACAUUAUGAGAAUUAUCGAAUGCGUAAUCUACCUCAAAGCAGUUUUGACGACGAUCCUUUCACGCAAUUGGAGAAGGAAAUUUCUGCUCGACAACUUGAAUCCGAAGAUACACGACGAAAGAGACAAGCUCUUUUCAGUGAAGGUGUCGCUGUUCGAGAGCGUAGACUUAUGGAGAGGGCUUUGGCUAUGGAUAAUGAGGAGAAAGAAAAUCGUAAGAUACUUGAGGAGAAACGUGAGUUGUUUGACAAGCUUAAGAAAGAAAUAGACAUGAAAUAGACUGAUAGACUUUUCUAAAAAACAUAUUCGAAAAUCUUGAUUGUACACUUCUACAUUGA